AUGAAGAGCCUGAGUAGUGAUGAGUCUAUAAAACUCAGCAGCCUCUUUCUCCCUUGCUCCUCUCUGCAGGUCAUUCCCUGGGGACAGCUUCCUGCGAACAUAACCAUGGUUACUGAAUUCCUCUUGCUGGGCUUUUCCAACCUCCAAGAAAUGCAGCUUUUGCUUUUUGUUAUCUUCCUUUUCCUCUACCUUGUCAUUCUGAUUGGGAACAUCACCAUUGUCAUGGUCAUCAUCCUGGAACAUAGUCUCCAUACCCCCAUGUACUUCUUCCUAGGUGCUCUCUCUGUGUCUGAGACCUGCUAUACCUUUGUUAUCCUGCCAAAGAUGCUCACCAAUCUUCUGUCUUUGCUCAGGACCAUUUCCUUCACUAGCUGUGCUGUUCAGAUGUCCUUCUUCCUUGGCUUUGCAGCCACCAAUUGCCUGUUGUUGGUUGUAAUGGGUUAUGAUCGUUAUGCUGCCAUCUGCCACCCUCUACGCUACCCCAUCCUCAUGAACUGGAGGACAUGCAGAGUAUUAGUAACCAUUUGUGGGGUGACUGGCUUUUUGAUCUCAAUAGUAGUCACAUCCUUGGUCUUCACCUUGCCCUUCUGUAACUCUAAUAAGAUCAACCACUAUUUUUGUGACAUUUCACCUGUUAUUCACCUUGCCUGUGGUGUCACUUAUGUCAAUGAGUUAUUCAUACUUAUCUGUAGUGUCUUUGUGCUCAUGGUCCCAUUUAUUUUCAUCUGCAUUUCCUAUGGCUUCAUUGUCAGCACCAUCUUGAAGAUUCCAUCGGCUGAGGGGAAACGGAAGGCUUUUUCUACCUGUGUCUCCCACCUAACAGUGGUUGUAGUUCAUUAUGGCUGUGCAUCCUUUGUUUACCUGAGACCCUCAUCCAGAGUGACAUCAGUUAAAGACCAGUUGAUAACAGUUACUUAUACCAUUAUUACUCCCUUGCUGAAUCCCAUGGUUUACAGUCUCAGGAAUAGAGCUGUCCAGGUAGCUAUUCAGAAAGUGAUCAGCUGGGGUGAGUUUCCCCAUAAAACCAUAUAA
This is a messenger RNA of Phascolarctos cinereus (koala), 1032 nucleotides long. Lineage: Eukaryota; Metazoa; Chordata; Mammalia; Diprotodontia; Phascolarctidae. The record is from RefSeq and is a predicted model, not a curated record.